This is a messenger RNA of Colletotrichum spaethianum, 3591 nucleotides long. RefSeq lists its product as uncharacterized. Lineage: Eukaryota; Fungi; Ascomycota; Sordariomycetes; Glomerellales; Glomerellaceae. Gene Ontology annotation, cellular component: membrane. The transcript is spliced from 3 exons. Gene Ontology annotation, molecular function: protein binding. The coding region runs from base 1 to 3591 and encodes 1196 amino acids. The record is from RefSeq and is a predicted model, not a curated record.
AUGGAGCGCAGUCGCGGCGUACCUGACGCCGAGCUGUUUCUUCACAAACCUGCCGAGGAGGACUGCGACAGCCCUACGGUUGAGCCUCUCAGAAUAUUCAAGCCUCAAAGCCCCAACCCUUCCAACGACCGCUUCAAGUACUCCGCCCCUCCGUCCGCCUCGGGCUCGUCCUCCUUCAUAACGAAGCCGACCUUUCCUCUGCCACCGGGCGCAUCGAGCUCCGCUGCCCCGCUGCCUUACCCCGACGAAGAAGACCUCCGGCCUGGAAAACCGACCAAGCCUACUAUCACCGCUCCGAAGCGCUUUGGUUCCGACUAUAAUGAUACCACCCCGCGGUUGAAUGCCAGUCCUGUCGAGACGAAGAGCCCUACUCUCGCCGAACGACGCGGCGCAGGUCCAAGGCCACUGGGUGCUACAUCUCCCCAGAGUCCAGUUGGAGAAGAAGGUGGUCUCUUCGCGAAGCCCUUGACCGCGCCGCAGCCUCAGCGUCCGGCCGCUUCGAACACAAAUUACCCCUCUUACACCAAGAAGCCUUACUACCCCCCGCCGGCCGGCGCAUCUAGCUCCACGCCGCCUACUCAGAGCCAGUACCAGAGCCGACCACCUCAGAGCUCUGACCAUCUCGAUAUGCCUGGCCAGAAUAGUGUGAACAGAUUCGCCUCUACUGCUUCGACCUCGACGACCCGCGCCAGUCGGGGGUCUCCACCCCCGCCAGAAACCCCGAUUGUGGAACCCGGGGUCAUCCCUGGCGGUGGCAUCGAGGCCCGGUAUGCGGCGUCUGGUAUCUCGGGCACGGCGACCUUGACCAGCCUGCAGGCACAACAAGCACAGAGCGCCGCAGCCUCUCAGAGAUUAGCCCAGUACGGCGGGGCACCACCCCCGGCGCGACCGUGGACACCGACGGAGAACCCAGAGAAUCAACCUCAUGGGCCGCCGACGGUGUAUCAGGGAAUGAACCCGGUGACUAGCCCUACGCAGGCCACGUUCAGCCCUCCGCCCCAGCAGGCGGCGAACGAAGGAGACCAGCCAGCUCUCCAGGUCAGCGUACUUGAACAGGACUACCAGCGCCUAGGCUUGAACGACCCUCCUCCAGCCUACUCGAGCGUCACUCCCGCAAGCAACUCGUCAUACCCUGCCGAGAAGCAGAGACCUCCCCAGCAAAGAGCAGAUUCAACGCCGUCUGUUGCUACAUCUGCUGCUCAAUCACCUCCGAAGAAGCCCGCGACGGUCGGUCCUGCUGCGGCAGGGUUGGCGUCGCCUUCUCUCCAAGGUCAUCCGGCUUUCGCCAACGAUCCGAGACCGGAGCAGAACGGGCAGUCUUCAACAGCACAGAAUGCCCCCGUCGUGCAAACUGUCCAGGCUCCUCCAAGCUUCCAAGGUGCGGGUCCGUCUUCGCCGCCUCCGUUGCCGGAAGGCUGGAUUGCGCAUCUUGAUCAGAAUUCUGGACAGUACUACUACAUCCACUUGGCGUCCCAGGCUACCCAGUGGGAGUUCCCCAAGGGCCCCAACCCGAUUCAGCAUGAAGCGGCGCCCCUUUCGCCUACUGCGUCGACAUACGGCAACCCCCUCGCCUCUCCCAUGUUUGGCAAGCAAUCCCUCGGAUCCCCAAUGUUCCCUCCUCAGACACCAGGCUAUGCUGAGAGCAUCAUGAGCGUUGCGGCAUCUCAGACGCCGACAACCGCUGGGUUCUCCGGGCCGCCUCCGAGUGCAGGCGUCGAUAUGUACAGGAUCCAGCCUACCAACGGUGUUUAUUUCGGUCCCUACUUGCGAUACUGCAACAUGGACUUUGAAAAGGGCUCAUGGCUGGGAAGUAUCAUGAUCGUCACAGACGCACCGCAACCACCAACGAUUCACAUCCACCCGAGUAACGAUCUUUCACCUAACCCGCGUCAGCUAACACCGCACAAUAUCUUCACACAUCAGCGCUGGACGUUCUACAAGUACGACAUCGAUUUGCCCAUGAGCGAAGCCGGAACAGAGCGAUGGACGUACGCCGUGACAUCGCAUUUGGGAUGUACACGGUACGAAUUUGUCAUUGCUGGUCGUCAUGAAAUCGGCUGGAGGUUCAUCGCCCACUCCAACAAUGACUUUGCUGCGUCAACGUCUCAAUCCGAGCGCUCAAAGCUCGGUGGCGUGGGCUUCAUGUGGAAGGACGUUCUUCAGAAGAACGUCGACUGCGGCGGCUUCCACGUCCAGCUUGGUCUAGGAGAUCAAAUCUACGGCGACAGGCUGUGGAAGGAAGUCCCGUUGCUGAAGCAGUGGCUUGCGAUGAGCGGUAGAGACAACAGGAAGAACGCGCAAUGGACGGCGCGUCACGAGGAGGAUGUCUCCCACGCCUACUUCCACUACUACACCAGCCACUUUGACCAGCCUUACUUGAGAGAAGCUUUCGCUCAGAUCCCGCAUGUCCUGCAGAUCGACGACCAUGACAUUUUUGAUGGCUACGGCUCGUACCCUGAGUAUAUGCAAGGAUCUCAGAUGUUCAAGAACGUCGGCCGCAUCGCCGUCGAAAUGUACUUGCUCUUCCAGCACCAUACGACUGUGGAGAUUCUCCGAAACGUCAGCAACGACACCGAUCUCUUCACCAUCACCGGCCAGGGGUGGCACUUUGUCAAGUACCUUGGUCCUGCGGUGGUUGUUGUCGGCCCCGACUGCAGAUCUGAGAGGAACCAGAGUCGCGUCAUGGCCGGCCCGACUUAUCAGGGCAUAUUCCCCAAGGUCGCGACGCUACCACCCAGCGUGCAGCACUGCAUCUGGAUGGUGUCCGUACCCCUCGUCUACCCUCGUCUCGAGGCAGUCGAGAGCUUGGCCGGUGCUGUUGCGACUGGCAAGAAGGUGGUCAACACGUCCUACAACCUGCUCGGCAAGGUGACGAGCUCGGUGGCCGGCGUCGUCGGCGGCAAGGACGUUGUGGCGCAGGGCUUCACCCAGGUGAAGAAGGCUGUCGGAAAGUCCGGCCUCAUGGGCAACGUCCUGAACCAGUUUGGCGAGAUCGACAUCGCCGAGAUCCUCAAGGACAUGUGGACGCACGACUCCAAAGACCUGGAGAGGACGUACCUCAUCCGGACCCUCCAGGGCAUCUCCCAGCAAAAGGGCAUUCGCAUGACUUUCUUGUCAGGAGACGUCAACUGCGCGGGGGCAGGCCUGGUCCACGACCCGACGCACCCGAGCGACCACAAGACAAUGUACCAGGUCAUCACGUCGCCCAUUGUCGCGCAGCCGGCGAGCAACUACAUCCUCAAGCUCCUCCACAACAACAAGAGCCUCUACGUGCCGCAGAACGGGCACAAGUCCAACCACGAGGUCUCGGACACCAAGGAGGACAUGAUGGAGAUCUUCCACACGGACGCCAGCGGCUCCGCGCGCGAGCUCAAGAAGCUCAUGGGCCGCAGGAACUACGUCGCCGUCGUCGCGUACGACCCCGACGCCGUCCCCGGCCAACAGCAGCCGCCGCCGCCGCAGCAGCACCAGCAGCAGGGCUUGCAGAAGCUGAGCCUGGCGGUCGACUUUGUGGUGCAGGGCGACGGUGCCUUCACGGCGCCGACAAAGUACGGGCCGGUGAUUGUGCCCCAUCUCGAGUUUGGUCGCUAG